AUGGUGAAAGUUACUGUCUGUGGUGCCGCCGGAGGAAUCGGCCAGCCUUUGUCGCUUUUGUUGAAACUCAAUAAGAACGUUUCCGAAUUGUCCUUGUUUGAUGUUGUCAACGUGCCGGGCGUGGGCGCCGACUUGGGCCAUAUCAAUUCUGCCGCCACGACGAAAUCCUUUUUGCCUUCUUCCAGAGAGGACAAAACCGCCUUGGCCGAGUCUUUGAAAGGCUCCGACUUGGUGGUGAUCCCUGCAGGUGUGCCCAGAAAACCAGGCAUGACCAGAGACGACUUGUUCAACAUCAACGCGUCGAUCAUCCAGUCCUUGGCCCAGGGAAUUGCCGAGAACGCGCCAAACGCCCUUGUGUUGGUUAUUUCCAACCCUGUCAACUCCACUGUGCCCAUCGUGGCGGAGACCUUGAAAAAGAACAAUGUUUACAACCCUGCUCGCUUGUUUGGUGUCACUACCUUGGACAUUGUGCGUGCCAACACCUUCAUCUCCCAGCUCUUCCCAGGAGAGACCAAGCCAACUGACUUUGAGGUUCCCGUCAUUGGCGGCCACUCGGGCGAGACCAUUGUGCCAUUGUACUCUGUAGGCGCCAAGCCAUACUAUGACAAGUUGUCUGCGGAGCAGAAGAAGGAGUUGAUCAACAGAGUGCAGUUUGGUGGUGAUGAGGUUGUCAAGGCUAAGGAUGGGGCUGGUUCCGCCACCUUGUCCAUGGCUUACGCUGGCUACCGUUUGGCUGAGUCCUUGUUGGAGGCCGCCUCUGGCAAGACUGUUGUCGAGUGCACCUUCUUGAACUUGGACUCCUCGAUCAAGGGCGCUUCUGAGGCCAAGAAGUUGGUCAACGGUCUUGACUUCUUCUCUCUUCCCGUCAAGUUGUCCAAGGACGGAAUUGCCGAGGUGAACUACGAGAUUUUGGAGAAGAUUGAUGACGAAGAGAAGAGGUUGUUGUCCGUUGCCAUUGAGCAGUUGUCUAAGAACAUUGAGAAAGGUGUUGCCUUUGGCACCAAGUAG
Molecule: messenger RNA, 1008 nt
Organism: Metschnikowia bicuspidata var. bicuspidata NRRL YB-4993
Lineage: Eukaryota; Fungi; Ascomycota; Pichiomycetes; Serinales; Metschnikowiaceae
Gene: MDH1
Product: malate dehydrogenase
Exons: 1
Coding region: 1-1008 (335 amino acids)
Biological process (GO): malate metabolic process; tricarboxylic acid cycle
Cellular component (GO): cytoplasm
Molecular function (GO): L-malate dehydrogenase (NAD+) activity
Source: RefSeq, a predicted model, not a curated record